Aspergillus versicolor CBS 583.65 is the source of this 1047-nucleotide messenger RNA. RefSeq lists its product as uncharacterized. The record is from RefSeq and is a predicted model, not a curated record. The transcript is spliced from 3 exons. NCBI's taxonomy places the organism in Eukaryota, Fungi, Ascomycota, Eurotiomycetes, Eurotiales, Aspergillaceae. Bases 397 to 939 code for a protein of 180 amino acids.
CUCCCCAAGCGCCUCCCAUGCCGCUUCCCGGUUUCCCCCAAGGCCAGGAUGAAGGGUUGAAAAACCUUAUGAUGGCCUGGUAUUACGCUGGGUACUAUACAGCUCUUUACGAGGAGCAGCAGCGGGCGAGCCAAAACAGCAAGAGCUCGUGAAACCAAUAGCGGAAAGAUCCCGUUAAUUUGGAUAAAUCAAUUGGAACAGUGUUUCUAAGACUCCGUAUUCCGCUGCCGAAAGCGAGGGAUCACAGGACUCGUUUGCUCGAGUCGGCGAGCAUCGUUACCCAACAAACGACGGAACCGAGGGGCUAGCCGGACAAGCUGAAAUACAGCGACAUGUCAAUUUCUUGGUUACUUUAUUUGUCUCGGAUCUGGAUGGCUGGUUGAAGAGCAUGGAUAGAUGGUACUAGCAUUUGGGCGAAUUCAGCGAUUUGGGACGGAUUUCGAGUCUCAGUGUUCCGUCACAGUCUAUCGCGAGAUGUGUAUAAUUCUUAAAUCGAAUCUGUAUAUUCCCGAGGUCACUCAGCAUUACACCGAAAUAUGCAAGUUUCCAGUUUCCAGCCUGUUAUGCGGAUCCAAACGCAGUCACGCACGUCUGCCAGGCGAGUCCUUGCCAACUUGUCCCCGACCUCGUCGUUUUGUCUUCAUUUUUCUCCCCUCAUUGUCUAUAAAUCUCCCAACUUGGUUUCCAUUCCAUCCAUAUCUCAAUCCUUUUCCCUAUAUAUGUCCAACUCCCUCAUAUUCUAUAUAUAUCCCCGGCUUCUUGUUAUAUUUGGAUUUAUACCCUUCCUUGUAUUCAGAAUUGCUCACUCGCAAUGGAAUAACUGAAGCUUCUUUAUACAAACCAUCUUCAAUCUCCGUGAGGUUCUCGCAUCCACCAACUGGCAAUCCAUCUGCGACGACAGCAACAAAACAUGGCCGUGCCAGACAUAGCUCCGAGUAAUCCAGGCCGUGGCUUACACAGGUAGCGUCUGGAGUUCCACAGCCUCAACAUUUCCACGGUAUAUACGACGACGUAUAGUUCGUCGUUUAGUUGGUUUCAACCUGUUUG